This is a messenger RNA of Cladocopium goreaui, 369 nucleotides long. NCBI's taxonomy places the organism in Eukaryota, Dinophyceae, Suessiales, Symbiodiniaceae. The record is from the annotation of a GenBank genome assembly.
AUGGCCACUCCACGAUCUCGCAGCCCUCGUCGCGAGGCCGUGGGAGGCUUCUUUUCCGCUGCCUCAGCAGCUUGGUCUGCCGCAACAAAUGCACUGAAAUCGAAAGUGCAGGGCAAGAAGUCAGAGACUGACGAGACCGAGACUCUCACGGCACGGGAGAGCCUUCCAAAGAACGAAGGCGGAGAGCCGCAGUUUCUGAGCAUCGAGCAUCGACAAGUCGAGGCGCAAGCGGCAGAAGACGAAGCAAAAGAUGCAGCGCCAGAGGAUGAAAAGGGCGAUGCAGAUGCAACCGAUGCAACCGAUGCAAACGAUGCAAACGAUGCAAAAGGCGAGAAGGACUGGCCAUGGCGCCAUGGUCGAGGCUGUUGA